AUGGAGCUGAAGGUGUGGGUGGAGGGCGUGGUCAGGGUGGUGUGCGGCCUAUCGCUGGAGACUUCCUGUCAGGAUGUGGUCAUCGCCCUCGCACAGGCUAUUGGUAGGUAAUUUCCUUUGUUGUUCAUUCAUUUCAAAGCUUUUGAGCACAGUUUAUCAGCUUAUUCCCUCCAAUCUCACUCCUGCCUUGGUGUGUUUUUUCCACAGGUCAGACGGGUCGCUAUGUUCUCAUCAAGAAGCUACGAGGCACAGAGAUGCAGCUUGUGGCUGAUGACUGUCCCUUAGAGUCUCUGUCCUAUCUGGGUCAGCUGGCCAACGAGGUCCAGUUCAUCUUGCGUCGUACGGGCCCCUCCAGCACUGACGGACCUAACAGACCCACCCUGGAUAGGGUCCAUCCUUUGCCCAGGCACCCUACACCCGUGCCCCACAGAUGCCGAGAGCCGAAGAAGGCCCUCACCUUCAACCUUGGUCCUUCUACAAUCCCCAGAAGGACUAAAGCUAACAAGGCCUGGUCACCUAGUCCAAGAGCCUCACCAGAGCCCAGGGCCUCGCCUGUUCCGUCCCUGGUCUCCCCUUCCCCCACCGCCUCCCCUCCCUCGCUCUCCUUGUUCGACGCGUCCAAGGAGGUGGUCUUCAGGCAGGUGCUGCAGCAGCAGGAGAUUCUACAGGACCUGGAGGCCCAGCUGGUGGCUUUGGAAAGGGAUGCAGAGGUGUGGGAGUUGGGGAGGCCUGUAACUCCUGUCCCAGGCCUGACUCCGGGCCUAGUGGAGGAGCUGGAUGUGCUGGAGACAAGGCUGAGGCAGAAUGAGGCAGAGCUGAUGCAUGGGGAGUACUGGGAGGAGCAGAUGCAGCAAGAGAAGGACAAGGAGCAGGGUAUGUAGUCCAUUCAAUUCAAGUCACUUCAAUACAACUAUCAAUCCCCUCAGGGGCAAUUUAGAAGGCAUAUCCUAGGAUAUCAGUAUAUGUUACACAUCUCCUACACAAGUAACUUAUGCAGCAAUACCGUGUGUAAUGUAGGAAUAUGUAGGCCUACACUCAUAUACAGUAGGACCAUCCAGGAACUAAAUCCGAGUUGUAUUGGCCGUACAGAUAUGCACGGACGUCUGCCCCAACUCUACGCCUCUAUGGAUGAAUACAGCUUCCGGCUCAAGGACCUCCAGACCCAUUCAUCCAGGCUGGGGCAGGACUUUCGGGUCGAAUCCCACAGACGGAACUCUCGUCCAGGCACCCCGCAGCCAGAGGAGGCCCUGGGACCACUGAGGGAGGAGCUACACAAUCGGCUUCAGCAGGGGGUGGAGCUGGACAUGUCAUUGACAGAGACGGAGAAAGCAUUGCAGGCUGCAGAAUUACAGUUGCAGGUACAGUUUAAUACAUAACAACUUACUGAGUUUUUCCUGAGAUCUGACUACUUCAUAGUUCCUACUAUGGAUGCCUUAUGUUACAGCUCAAUAAAGAUCCCAAUGGGAAUUGAACCAUUUCCCUUGUCUCGCCAAUAAAUCCCUCUUACGUGGAAAGUCUAACCUGUCCAAUUGUGUUAGAUCAAAGAUUACUAGCCUACACUCUUAUAAAAAAGGGUUCCAAAAGGGUACUUCAGCUGUCCCCAUAGGAGACCCAUUUUUUGGUUCCAGGUAAAACCCUUUUUUGGUUCCAGGUAGAACCCUUUUGGGUUUAAUGUAAAACCCAAAGGGUUCUACAUGGGACCCAAAAGGGUUCUACUUGGAACUAAAAGGGUUCUACCUGGAACCAAACAGGGUUCUUCAAAGGGUUCUCCUAUGGGGACAGCCGAAUAACCCUUUUAGAUUCUAAAUAGCACCUUAUUUUCUAAGAGUGUACUGAUGCUCUCACAAUGAAUAGGAUAUACAAUACCCAACUGGUCUAUCUUUCACUCCAUACAAAUGCCAUAAUGCCAUGUACAUGCAUUUUUUGUAAUCUCGCCCCACUGAAAUACAGAUUUUCAUCCUACACUCUUAGAAAAAAGGGUUCCAAAAGGGUACUUUGGCUGUCCCCAUAGGAGAACCCUUUUUGGUUCCAGGUAGAACCAUUUUUGGUUCCAGGUAUAACUAUUUCGGUUUACAUGUAGAACCCUCUUGGGCAAGGGUUCUAUAUGGAACCCAAUAGGGUUCUACCUGGAACCAAACAUAGUUCUUCAAAGGGUUCUCCUAUGGAACCCUUUUAGGUUCUAGAUAGCACCUAUUUUUCUAAGAGUGCAGUGUUCAGACUAUAAACCCUUCAUUGUGUUCAAUGCCACAGAAUAACUGACAAAGUCAAACUCACUGCUAAACGUCUCACAAGAGCUAAACCCAGCGAAAGCAACCUAGGAUAGACCUUUGUUUGACGAUGGUUGUAUCAGGUUCUAUAGAACUUGUUUGGGGAUUAUUCUGUAUAUCUGACACUGUAAACCCAGUGGGAGUGCAUUGUAUAACGCGGCAGCCUGGGGGUUAACUGUAUUCUGUCAUAGCAGGUUAGCAAUGAAGAAGAGUUAUUGAGCUUGAGAGGACACCCGUAGAAUACACCUGUGCUGUCUACCCAGAGAUGGAAACUUGCCUUUGGCUUCCUGUGUUAAUAAUAGAAUAGCUGCCUUUCCCUACGCUUCCUUAUGGGCCUGUUUCCCAGACAAAUUAAGACUAGUCCUGGACUAAAACAUUAUUUCAAUGGACAUUUUCCAUUGAGCAUGCUUUUUAGUGCAGGACUAGGCUUAAUCUGUGUCUGGGAAACUGGCCCUAUCAGUAUUUUGGAUGCUCAUCCUCCCCUGAAUCUUUGGUUUAAUAUUCCCCCAUGUGUCUACAACCCUCAUUACCAGACUAGUAUCAGAUGAGAUCCUACUACAUUAUCAUCAUUUUCACAAUUUUAGAGUGUUAUUUCGACCUCAUAGUGUGGCAACAUCAUAUAAAGAAAUCAGGAAAAUCAUGUUUUUAACUGCACUGCCCCUUUUACAAUAAAGUUUACAUGAAAUGGUCUAUGUUUGACACUGAAAUAACAUGACAUCUUGUCCUUUCCCUCCAGGAGAGUUGUCAGGAGCUGGAGGAGCUGAACAAGGAGCUGAGGCAGUGUAACCUGCAGCAGUUCAUCCUGCAGACGGGUGUUCCGCCUACCCCCUCUUACUCAGACCUCCCCCUCCCCAACCAGACACACCCCCACCUCCACCCCAUCGCCAUGCCUUACCUCUGCAUAGCAGGACUACUGGAGGAUGACCAGACUGACACUGUGACUGUAUGCUAG
Messenger RNA from Coregonus sp. 'balchen', 3219 nucleotides. The record is from the annotation of a GenBank genome assembly. Lineage: Eukaryota; Metazoa; Chordata; Actinopteri; Salmoniformes; Salmonidae.